AUGGCUACCUCUACCGACUCGGCUCCGUGCAUCAGCCAGCGCGCGUUUCCCGUCUGGCUCGACCCCAUUCUGAUCGAAGAGCAUACCUUCUCCCGCCUCGAAUCCGUGAAGCACAAUUCCGUCGACUUCAAGUUCCAGGCCCAUUACAGUAGAUCGGAAGGAUGCGCAGCGAUACGGUUCCUGCUGAUGGUGGAUCUCAACAUUGGUGGAAAGUCUGCCAAGCGACCGUUCCUAUACGUUAUUCCGUUGGCGCACCUUGCAAAGUCGGAUCCAAUGGACUGCUCCGUCCUCAGUGACGGCGACAUGGGCCAUUCCCCUGUUUGCUCAGCAAUCCGAGACACUGGCUUUCUCGCUUCCGGACACGUCAUCCGCGUCAACCUGCGGUUACAACAGACUGGCCACGUGCUAUGCAGGCCUUUCGGCGCUGGAAUCAUCCGGCCACGCACCAAGACUGCCCAUGACUUACUCGAACAAUUCAAUUCCGUCUCCAAUCUUCUCAGCUUCUCGUUCUACCUCAAACAUAGUGCUCCUUUGCAAAAGCAACUUGAGGACCUUUGCUGCGGGCUUCGCUCCGACAUUCUCAAGCAGUAUGACGUGCCACUCCACCAGAUGCAACCGGUCGACUGGAGCAAGAUCGGAGUCGACAAGUUGUAUUCAGUUCAACCGCCGCCUUCGCCGGAACUGCCACCGCAAUACGAAACUGUGCCAACCACUCCCCCAACACAUGACAAAGCCCUUGCACUAGCCAGUCCCUCCGACCGUUCCAUGAUUCAAGAAACGCAGUGUGAAGACGACGUGGUUGCUUCCCCGCCGCCGCCCAGCACGAGGAAACGCCGCCGAACAUCUUCCCCACGUCCUCCGGACAACAACACUCCCCUGUCCAAAGAUGACUUCACCCAUGAUCUCGCUUCCCUCUUCCAGGCAGUCAUCCCCACCAUCUCACCACGCGAGUACCUCGACCCACAAAUGCAAUCCUACUUCGACGACUUUCGCACUGCCGUGGCUAAUGUAGACGCCUGGGCUUUCGACCGCGCAUACGGCCGCUUCACUGUCCUGCUCCUCUACCACUCCAUCCACCAGAAUGACCCAGCACCGUCCCGUCCAUCCUCGCCUUCCCCAGCCUUGACAGAGCAGGCAGUGGAGCAGACCGACGUUGAAGACGAUGACAACACGCACGCCGACAGUGCAACAGAAAACGACACAGUGGACGACAACGAUGACGACGCUGCCCUUCUUCAAAGAGUCAAGGCGAACUGGCCCACCAGGCGACCCUUUUUCUAUGACCUCUUCGACCUCGUCAUGUGGGUGCGAAAGCGCGACCGCUGCGGCGUUCCUCACGCCUGGCCCAGCUUUUGCGAACUCGGCCGUGCUAUGCGCGAAGCGACACAGGCUGGCGUCUUGUUAGAGGACGCCUUGGGGGGGACGUAUGGCGCGGUAAAGGCGAGGAUUAUGGCCAUGGCCGUCGUUGGGACAGGUAGACGGUAA
This is a messenger RNA of Lasiodiplodia theobromae, 1485 nucleotides long. RefSeq lists its product as uncharacterized. The record is from RefSeq and is a predicted model, not a curated record. NCBI's taxonomy places the organism in Eukaryota, Fungi, Ascomycota, Dothideomycetes, Botryosphaeriales, Botryosphaeriaceae. The coding region runs from base 1 to 1485 and encodes 494 amino acids. The transcript has a single exon.